Parus major (Great Tit) is the source of this 8996-nucleotide messenger RNA. It is a transcript of the gene ZNF532, whose product is annotated as zinc finger protein 532. The transcript has 9 exons. Lineage: Eukaryota; Metazoa; Chordata; Aves; Passeriformes; Paridae. Bases 3306 to 7202 code for a protein of 1298 amino acids. The record is from RefSeq and is a predicted model, not a curated record.
UGAUUGGAGAUGUGGUUCCCAUUUCCUGAAGAAGGUUUUGUGGUUAGAUUAGUGUUUUGCUUUGUCUGUCUACAACGCUUGGCUUUCAGAGCAAAAUGUCUGGAAGUGUAAAUCAGUCACAAUUACUAAUAACCAAUCAGCUGCUCAUAAUCUGUGCAUUAGGAUGAAGUUUGCUUAAUGUUAGGAUUGACGUUCCUAUAAUUCUGAUUGAAUUCCUUAUAUCUUCUUUACCUGAUGAAAUUUCUUGUCACAGCAAUACAGAAACCAAAACCCAAAUAAGUAUGGUUUUAUGCUGGCUAGGCUGGUAUUAUUGCUCCCUGUGUCAGUAUUUUCUUCUAGAAUGAGCUUGAUGUUACUUAGGCAUCAUUACUCUUGUCUGGAAGUGGAGUAAUUAUUCCCAGAUUACUGGAAUUUUGCUCUGGAGUAGUGUGUCUGCCUGGGAUUCAGUAAUAAAAAUGGACUAAUUUCUGUAUGUGGCUAUACCAGAACCAAGACGGUGCCAUGUGCCAGACCCUGAAAAGAGGUGGCUCAGUGUUCUCUCAGUGUUCUCAUUUCACAAAACUGGAAAGAAUGCUGGUGUUUUUGGAAAGACAUGGAAAAGAAAAAGGGUGCACAGUCCACAAAUGUAUGUAGUACAAACAGUGGUACAAAUGAGUUCAGGGCAGGUAAAGGAAUGUAGUCACAAGAACAUGAAUGCCACAGGUAGAUGAAGAUUAAAUUUGGUGGUUUUCUUUUUUUCUUUGAUAACAAAGGGACUUGCUGCUGAGGGAAGCUGAAGUUGAGUAAUUUUCUGAACAAAAGCAAGGAGUUAGAGAUUUAAGUGGAAUUUGAAGGCAAAGGCUAGGAAUUCAGUAAGGUAGAAAAGAUGGUCUGGUCAAGUUAAAGCAAUUGUAUGAGGUUGUUAGACUUGUGGUUUAGCUGUUUGGAGGAUCUGGAUGAAUAGGAAGGUGAGUGUUAAGGAGGAAAAGUUGGUUGGUUCUUCAGAGGUGAAGGAUUAAAUAAAAGUAAAACUUGAGCAUGUAAGACCGUGCUUGUGAUCCUGAAAUGAUAGAAGCCUUCAUGCGUAGGGGAUAUUAAUUGCAAAAAUAUUGGGAAGGGAGGAGGAUUUUUUUGCCAUUUCUGGAAAGCUUGAAGCUGAUCUUAUGCCCUGAUAGACAAAACUGGGGGUCUGAGCAGUUUGGAGAUAGGACCUGGCUGGGAGCUGCCAGGUUAUUCUGUUUCCAUGUCUUCGUUAGGCUGUUGAACUUCCCCAGAACGAUUCUGACUGGAGUGUUCCCAAUUGCUUGGCUUUACCCAGAAAAGUACCUUUUAAUCUCAGAACAGUUUCUAGGCAGCUUGGUCUUUCUGUGGAGAAUGCUGGGCCUAAUCUGCAGGUGUCCAGAAGUCAGAGCUACAAGAUAAAUCUGACUUGAAAAGUAAGAAGAAAUGUGUGUGUUUCUCUGUUGUGUCCCCCCAUCUCAACAGAGAACAUGAAAGAGUAGGUUUGUUUUUCCUCAUAUGGCUAGAGUCUUUCUGCCUGGGACAGGUGCACAUACAGGGGUUGAGGAGGAAUGAUAACAUUUCCAUGCAGUAAAAUAAAAUGUCAGUUCCUCAGAAGCAGCUGUUUACUUCUAAGUCCUGCUUGUCCUGCUUGCUUCUUCUACUGUCAGAAGAGAGUUCUCAUGGUGUGGUUCUUGUUUUGACAUAAUUCCCCAAGUGAGUGCUUCACUGGAUGGAGUAAAAAGGCUGACAGGGAGAAGCAAGACAGUGGAAGGGACAAGGAGUGCCUUGCUUUGGCUAAAAUCUAUGCCAUCUUCUUCAUGCUAUUCAUAGGAAACAUUUGAGGAGAUGUGUUCCCAAAGAAACGGCAAUGUAGGGAGUCACGCACAUGUGCUUUGGGAAAGCAUGAGCACAAAUAAACCACUGCUGGUUCACCCCCAGAAUUUACUUCCACUAAGAUACUGACACACAGAUACAGGGUGGGUGUUGUGAUUGAAGAGAUUCAGGAAAACCAUGUAGUAAGGGUAUAUUCAGAAUCUGUUAUUUCAAGUUUUUAAGACUCAUUCUCUUCCCAGAAGUUCUCUCAACCACCAUCAGAAAAGCAGAACCCAGAAGCAUUUCACCUCACUGCUUUGUGUCUCCCUAGCUGUGUAAUUCUAUUUGCCAUAUCCAGAUUUUUUCCUUGUUACUUUUGUCAUUGAAUGAUAAGUAAGCAAAGUAAUGCUUGAAUUUUUAAAUAAACUGGUUUUCUCUAUGACUUUUCUCAAGCAUUCUCAGAGCACUUUUCAAAGAAAUUCCAGUUCCCGGAAAAUCAUGAUUUCCUAGGGAACCAGGAGCUUGUCUUAUUUCCUCUUCUGAAGUAUUUACAGGCAUCAUGUUGACCCAGAGAAGGACUAGACUCAUGGUUUGUCUGGCAGCCAAUGUCAGUUGAUUUUGAUCUUGGAUAAAAGGCAGAGUUUUAUCCUUAAAGGAAAGAGGUACUAAAAGGUUUGUAGAGGGGGAAAAACAAAAAGGGGAGAGGGGGAAAGGAUAUGGCUGCAGAGUCCUGGCAGUUGUGGUAGAAACAUAGUUUAUAUGCUCAAUCUUAAGAUGGGUGCCCUAGAAUAUUGAGGAAGAGAGUAAUAAAAUGGCCAGGUUAGAACUUCUCUUCCUUGUGUAUCACAACUGACUCUAUCUCCCUUUUUGUUUAACUUUGCUUGAAAAGUUUAAAGAAUGAGAGAAGUUCUUGAUAAGGGCAACAGUAGUUCUCAGUAAAGGACAACUGUGUCUCCUCUGCUGGGCAGUUGUGAUCUUAAACAUACUUGGAGGAAUUGUGUAAGCAGGCCUUAAUUCAUUGUUAUGGGUAAAUGUUAAACUCCAGGAUAUGUAAUUAGAGGAAGUUUCAGACUAGGGAGACUAUCUAGCUCUUUUUGAAUGUAUGCAACAACUGUAAAAAGACACCUAUGGUCAAAUGUACAACCAGAAUGCAACUAAUUAGUAUCCCAGAUUAUGAGAAGCUGUGUCAAAGCUUGCUGUCACUUUACAUGGAUUUGAUAUGCUUUGGUAUCUGCAUAUCUUUUCCAUUUAAUCUUUUCCAUUUAAUCCUCAUAGAAACUUGCUUUGUGGUUUUGAUAAUAUGCAUACAUCGGUUUUUGUAUUAAGGAUUUCCUAAGUUAGAGGGCCCAAAACUGUUAUGUGAACUGUGUAAACAAAUUUCCAAACCCUUCUAUAUAUAUUUGAAGCUGUUUCAUGAAAUUUCUAGGUCUAUUCCAGUAUACUUGAAAAAUAUUCCUCAGUUGCAUUCUCAUGGUCCACAAUGACUUCCAGAUUUUUUUACAAUCAAAUACAUGGCCAUGGGGGAUAUGAAGACCCCAGAUUUUGAUGACCUUCUUGCAGCCUUUGACAUACCAGACAUGGUAGAUCCCAAAGCAGCUAUUGAAUCUGGACAUGAUGACCACGAAAGCCACAUAAAACAGAAUACUCACGCAGAUGAAGACUCCCACGUCCCAUCAUCGUCUGAUGUUGGGGUGAGCGUCAUCGUGAAAAAUGUGCGCACUAUUGAUUCUUCCGAAGGUCUGGAUAAGGAUGGCCACCAUUCCACAGGCAAUAGCUUGCACAAUGGCUUCCUAACAUCAGCAGCUCUUGAGAGUUACAGCAAAGAUGAAGGGAAAUCACUUAAAGAUGAUGGGUCAGCUUCUGAGACUACACUGAAGGAUUCGGCUUUCAACCAGUUCAGCCCAAUAUCAAGUGCAGAAGAAUUUGAUGAUGAUGAGAGAAUUGAGGUAGAUGACCCACCAGAUAAAGAGGAGAUGCGUGCAAAUUUCAGAGCAAAUGUCUUGGCAGGAUCUCUAUCUCAGCAGGAAUAUGACAAACUAAAGGCACUUGGAGGGGAGAACUUAAUUAAAUCUGGAAUCACUGUUUCAAGUAGCAUAGAUAAAAAUAAAACUGCUAAACGAGAGACAGAUACAAACUCCAUGAAUUUAGGUGUCUAUGAGCCUUUUAAAACUCGAAAAGCAGAGGACAAGUUACUAAAAGACAAUUCUGAGAAGCUUCUUGAGAACAGGAUACUUGAUGGAAAACUGAGUACUGAAAAAUGUGAUGCAAAUCUUGCCAGCAUUUCCCAGUCCAAAGCGAAGUCAUCAGCAAAGCUUUCAUCCUGCAUUGCUGCAAUCGCAGCACUGAGUGCUAAAAAGGCAGCUACAGAUAGCAGUAAAGAUUUACAGUCCAAUUCAGGAGAGCCUUCUCCAUUACCAAAAGACAUGAGUGAAAGUCCCCGGGCUAUUGAAAAAUCUCCUGAGUCUCAGAGUCUCAUUGAUGGUGCUAAGAAGCCGUCUGUCAAACCGCCCGAUAGUCCCAGAAGCGUCUCAAGUGAGAACAGUAGCAAAGGGUCUCCAUCUUCUCCCGCAGGGUCGACACCAGCAAUUCCCAAGGUUCGCAUAAAAACCAUCAAGACUUCUUCUGGGGAGAUCAAGAGAACUGUUACUAGAGUUUUGCCAGAAGUCGAUUUGGACCCUGGUAAAAAACCAGAACAGAGUGCUUCCAUGGUAACCUCCGUGACAUCUCUCCUGUCCUCACCAACUUCAGCUGCUGUUCUCUCCUCUCCUCCCAGAGCUCCUCUGCAGUCCUCAGUUGUCAGCAAUGCAGUUGGGUCUGCAGAACUUGCUCCCAAGCAGGUCACUAUCAAACCCGUGGCUACUGCCUUCCUGCCUGUUUCGGCGGUGAAAACAGCAGGUUCCCAAGUGAUCAAUCUGAAGCUGGCUAACAACACCACAGUGAAAGCCACUGUCAUCUCUGCUGCGUCCGUGCAGAGCGCCAGCAGUGCCAUUAUCAAAGCUGCCAACGCCAUCCAGCAGCAGACGGUUGUGGUGCCAGCAUCGAGCCUUGCCAGUGCCAAACUAGUGCCAAAGACAGUCCAUCUUGCCAACCUUAACCUUUUGCCUCAGGGUGCUCAAACCACCUCUGAACUGCGCCAAGUGCUAACAAAACCCCAGCAGCAAAUCAAGCAGGCAAUAAUUACUGCAGCUGCCUCCCAGCCUUCAAAAAAAGUGUCUCGAGUGCAGGUGGUGUCAUCUCUACAGAGCUCUGUAGUGGAAGCAUUCAAUAAGGUGCUGAGCAGUGUCAAUCCCGUACCAGUUUACAUCCCAAACCUUAGCCCCCCUGCCAAUGCCGGAAUCACGCUACCAACACGAGGUUACAAGUGUUUAGAGUGCGGCGACUCGUUUGCUCUCGAGAAGAGCCUGACCCAGCAUUAUGACAGGAGGAGUGUGCGAAUUGAAGUGACUUGUAAUCAUUGUACAAAGAAUUUAGUUUUCUACAAUAAAUGUAGUCUCCUGUCCCACGCUCGUGGGCACAAGGAGAAAGGCGUCGUGAUGCAGUGUUCCCACCUGAUCCUAAAACCAGUCCCAGCAGAUCAAAUGAUAGCAUCUCCUUCCAGCAAUACCGCUGCGGCCGUGCUCCAGAGCCCAGGGGGAGCUGGCACGCACUCCGUAACAAAAAUCCAGACUGGCUUAACUGGGACAGUGAUCUCGGCCCCUGCGAGCUCUCCUGUCGUUCCAGCAAUGCCGCUAGAUGAAGAUCCAUCGAAACUCUGUAGACAUAGUCUAAAGUGUUUGGAGUGCAAUGAAGUUUUCCAAGAUGAGACAUCUCUUGCAACUCAUUUCCAGCAGGCCGCAGACACAAGUGGACAAAAGACAUGCAAUAUCUGCCAGAUGCUGCUUCCUAACCAGUGCAGUUUUGCAUCACACCAGAGAAUUCAUCAGCAUAAAUCUCCAUACACGUGUCCUGAAUGUGGAGCAAUCUGCAGAUCUGUCCACUUCCAGACCCAUGUCACUAAGAACUGCCUGCAUUAUACCCGAAGAGUUGGGUUUCGCUGCGUGCACUGCAAUGUUGUGUACUCUGACGUGGCGGCACUCAAGUCUCAUAUUCAAGGUUGUCACUGUGAAGUCUUUUACAAGUGUCCUAUCUGUCCCAUGGCAUUUAAAUCUGCUCCCAGCACGCACUCCCAUGCCUACACACAACACCCGGGUAUCAAGAUAGGCGAACCAAAAAUAAUAUAUAAAUGCUCUAUGUGUGACACUGUGUUUACUCUACAACCUUUGCUCUAUCGCCACUUUGAUCAGCACAUUGAAAACCAGAAGGUGUCUGUUUUCAAGUGUCCAGACUGUUCUCUUCUAUAUGCACAGAAACAGCUUAUGAUGGAUCAUAUCAAGUCUAUGCAUGGAACUUUGAAAAGUGUUGAGGGGCCACCAAACCUGGGGAUAAAUCUGCCUCUCAGUACUAAACCAACAACUCAAAACUCAGCCAGUCACAACAAGGAGGACACAAAAUCUGUCAACGGAACAGAAAAGUUGGAGAAGAAGACUCCUUCUCCCAUAAAGAAAGCAGAACCUAAAAAAGUCGCUAGUCCUGGAUGGACAUGUUGGGAGUGUGACAGGCUCUUCACUCAGAGAGAUGUUUACAUCUCCCACAUGAGAAAAGAACAUGGAAAGCAAAUGAAGAAACAUCCUUGUCGGCAGUGUGACAAAUCUUUCAGUUCAUCCCACAGUUUAUGUCGGCACAAUCGUAUCAAGCACAAAGGCAUUAGGAAGGUUUAUACGUGCUCGCACUGCCCAGAUUCAAGACGUACUUUUACCAAGAGAUUGAUGUUGGAAAAACAUAUUCAGCUGAUGCACGGAAUUAAAGACCCUGAUGUGAAAGAAAUGACUGAAUCUACCAAUGUGGAAGAAAGGGAAGUAAAAGAAGACACAAAGGUUCCUAGUCCAAAGCGUAAAUUGGAAGAACCUGUGAUGGAGUUCAGGCCUCCACGAGGUGCGAUCACUCAGCCAUUAAAGAAGCUGAAGAUAAAUGUUUUUAAAGUUCAUAAGUGUGCAGUUUGUGGCUUUACAACAGAAAAUCUUCUCCAGUUUCAUGAACAUAUUCCUCAGCAUAAAUCCGAUGGCUCUUCAUACCAAUGCAGGGAAUGUGGACUUUGCUACACAUCUCACGUGUCCCUUUCCAGACACCUCUUCAUUGUACAUAAGCUGAAGGAGCCUCAGCCAGUAUCAAAACAGAAUGGGUCUGGGGAGGAUAAUCAGCAAGAAAACAAACCCAAUCAUGAGGAUGACUUGUCUGACAGUGCGGCAUCGGACAGAAGAUGCAAAGUGUGCGCAAAGACUUUUGAAACUGAAGCGGCCUUAAACACUCACAUGAGAACACAUGGCAUGGCCUUCAUCAAGUCCAAAAGAAUGAGUUCAGCUGACAAGUGAUCAGAUUGUUUGGGAUGCAGAAAUCUCGCUCCACAUUGGAAUACUAAUGACAUUUUUGCUACAGAAAGUUCAAGGUAUAAUAGUGUUAACAGUACUGUUCAGGCUGUUGCAAUAUAUUCUGCAUAAAAGUGUCCCCUUCACCUCAUUGUCUAUACCCUCAGAACCUUUGAAGCAGUAUUUGAGUUUAAAAGAGUUUGUAUAUAUUUAAACUAAUAAUUUUUAUACUCUUUUGUUAUGUGUUUGUAUCAGUAUCUAGUGGAAAAAGUGGGGUUUUUUCUGUUUUGUUUCUGUUCUUUUGUAGUAAAUUUCUUUAAAACAGAGUUCUUAAUGCUGGGGCAGUUCCUUAGGGUCUCCAAAACUAUUUGGUUUUUGAACGCUUCUGAAAGAAAGUUCAGCUAAUGGAAGUGCAUAGGAGGAGGUGCUAGGAGGGGAGAGGAGAGAGGAAGCAAGCUAAGGGGAGAUUUUAAAUUCUGAAGAACUUAGGCUUCCAAAUGUCUAAGGAAGCUUUUAAACUUCUACUUACAAAGUAUAUUAUAUAUAAAAAAAAAAAAAUAAAAGUACCACUGCAUGUGUCAAAUGAAAUGCUGGUUUUUAGGUGGCAACACCAGAACAUGUGCAGAACCCCUGGGGUGGUAAAGUACUUUUGAAGAGUAUAAAUGCACAACUCUGAGAAUCAUGAAGCGAUUUUUUUAGGUCAUAUGGUGCUUGUGAUCAAAGCUCAAAUUGUUGCAAAAGGGCUGGGCUGCUCUGAAUUUAAGAAAUAAGAUGUAAUUAGAGGAAUAUGUUUAUAAUGAUCAUUUUUUUUGUCAUGUAAUUUAUUAAACAUACAGAAGUGAGUGCACAGCAUUAUGUAUUUUCCUUGCUGGUUAUUGAAAGGAAAUAGAUGACUCUUGCUACAGGGUUUGGGAUUUGCCAGCUCCACAUGAUCAUGCCAAACAUUCUGGUGCUCAGUGUCACACACAGCCACAACUGGGAAGGAGCCAGCCCCAGCCAGGAGUGGGACUGGAGCUUGCAGCUUUAGCACAGGCCCUGCAGAGCUUGGCCAGACAUUGCAAACUCCUGUCCAGCUAGUUUUGCUUGCACAAGUACAAAAAGGUACCAUACUGUCCCUUUCACAUAGAGUUCUCUGUGAGAGUAUAUUUUCAGUUUGUUUCUUGCAUUUUAUACCUUGUAUGUAACCCUACAAGAAAAUUUUUGUACUUUUUUUUAAAACAAAUUGUGUAUAUAUAGAUAGCUGCAUGAUAAAUAGUAGUAAUUGUUUGGUUCCUUAAAAGUCUUGCUGCUGUCAGAUGUUACUAUACACUAUGUCCAUUACAACUGUAUUAAACACAUUUAAUAUGUAAAUAAAUGUGGAGCAUUUUGCCCCAAAAGAUUUGUGAGAUUCUGUUAUUUAUCAUUAAAUUUUGAUAGUUUUAAAAUUUGAAGUGUUUAAGAAAAAUAUGGAUCCUCUCAGACACCUCUGUAAAACUUAAUUGUUCUGGCAAUUGUGUAUCAGAUACAUUAGUUCUGCUCUCUCCAUCUUCAUUCCUAAUUUGGCUCCUGGGUAGAUGCUUGUUAGCCCAUUUAUAUUAGUGGCAUAUCAAGUGCUUGUGAAGUACUUCAUCCUACAGUGCGCAGCGGGCACAGCUCCCCGGUGUGCUGCCACUGCCACCACUGCCCUUGCCAUUUAGUGGAUACCUCUGAACACUUGUUUGUUGAUGUGCACUGUCAACUGUACAACAAAUGAGUUAUCACUAUGCAGAAUGGUGUUUUGUAUACAGUGAACAGAUAAUAAAAUUUCAAUUUUCACAGCCA